AUGCUCACUGCUUGUCUGUUGUUGUCCACUGCUGCAGUGGUGACAUUGAGCGACAACAGUGUUGAGGACCAUGUGCAGGAAGUGACGAAAACUAAGGUUUCUUACUGCUGA
Molecule: messenger RNA, 111 nt
Organism: Gongylonema pulchrum
Lineage: Eukaryota; Metazoa; Nematoda; Chromadorea; Rhabditida; Gongylonematidae
Source: the annotation of a GenBank genome assembly